This is a messenger RNA of Tetranychus urticae (two-spotted spider mite), 1317 nucleotides long. RefSeq lists its product as uncharacterized. Lineage: Eukaryota; Metazoa; Arthropoda; Arachnida; Trombidiformes; Tetranychidae. The record is from RefSeq and is marked provisional. Gene Ontology annotation, molecular function: hexosyltransferase activity; UDP-glycosyltransferase activity.
AUGACAUCUUACCGUUUUUUAGUGACAGCGAUCGAUGCGGCUGGACACGUCAAUACAGUUUUAAGAUUUUCUGAAGGUUUAAAAGCCGCUGGACAUGAAGUUUAUUUUGCUCAUCGAGAAAAACAUCGACAUUUGGCUGUUGAAGGAGGAUUUUCAUUCAUUCCGUUUGAUGAGACACUUUGGAAGGUAAAUUUAGAUGAAUUGAUGCUCCGUUUAUUUGAUCUGUCAGUUGCAAAAUUUCGCAAAGAUCCAGUUGAACGUUUGCUUGAAAAGUAUCCAAAUGAAGAGGAAGCUGACAAAUUACUCUCUAUUUAUUACGAUGUGGUUAAUCAAGCUUUGGAUAAAAUAAUUUCUGAUGAAAUUGUCAAAUUUGAUGCAAUAAUUGUUGAUUUCGUGUCACCAUCUCCGCCCUUAUAUAAGAGUCCAAUUCCUUGGUUUCCGAUUUGCUCACUGAAUCCAUUGGUAUUAUACCCAUCAGGACCUCCACCAUUUUCUGGUUACUCUGUUAACAGUGAUCAGUCCAAUUGGGAUGAAUUCAGAAAGAUUCAUCGACAAGCUCAUUCCAAUCUUAUUGAAACAGUCAAUAAAGAUUUGGAUGUUGCUGGUCUUAAACAAGCCAGAUUCAAUCCAGCAAAAUUCGUAGAUAGUCCUCAAACCAUUGGCUUCUAUCAUUAUCCAGCUGCCUUGGACUACACUGAAUGUGAACCAAUAGAACCUGGUUGGUGCCGAAUAGAUUCUCUCAUUCGUCAGCCUGAUGAUGAUACUGAUUUUGUUAUACCAGAGCGGUUGAAAGAUAAGCCUGGAAAAACUAUUUACUUCUCGUUAGGAUCACUGGCAUCAGCAGAUUUAGCCAUGUUGCAAAGGUUUAUUAGUAUUUUAGCUAAAUCACCUCAUAAAUUUAUCAUCUCCAAAGGAGCUCGAGGUGAUCAACUUGAAUUGACUGACAACAUGUGGGGUGAAAAUUUCGUGGAUCAACUUAAGGUGAUGCAAGUCGUUGAUCUGGUUAUAACGCAUGGAGGGAACAAUACUUUUAUGGAAACACUUUAUUAUGGAAAGCCCAUGAUUGUAUUUCCCUAUUUUAACGACCAAUUUGAUAAUGCACAGCGAGUUGUUGAUAAGAAAAUCGGUUUUCGUGUCAAUCCAUAUGAUUUCAAUGAAUAUUAUUUUCUCGAUUGCAUUGAGAAAAUAUUUGCUGAUGAACAAAUAAAAAAUCGAGUGGAAGCUAUUUCACAAAGCAUGAGAAACUCAAAUAGUUUAUCUGAAGCUGUAAAAAUGAUAGAAAAACAAAUUGGACUUAAAAAAGCAUCUGUACACUGA